Molecule: messenger RNA, 579 nt
Organism: Fulvia fulva
Lineage: Eukaryota; Fungi; Ascomycota; Dothideomycetes; Mycosphaerellales; Mycosphaerellaceae
Exons: 1
Coding region: 1-579 (192 amino acids)
Source: RefSeq, a predicted model, not a curated record
AUGGCAGAUGCAAUCGUCGAGGCUUACAGCGGCAGCGAAGCCGUAAGGCGACUGCGCAAGCUACUCGCGUACGCCAUCAACCGCCACAUUGGCCAGUUUCGAGGAGCCAAAACAGACUACGCAGACUUCUGGGCUGCGAUGGCAGCUUUCCCUGAGCUUGAGAAAGAUCUCGGGUCGACCAAAGCCAACGAAAACCCUGCUCCUCUAGCCUUGAGACAAGCAGAUCAAGUGAAGAUUAAUGAAAGCAAAGCGGACCGCCGAGCGAGGAAAACAGCGAACCGACUCGCCAUGAGAGAAGCGAAGAAUAAGGCGGAGAACAAGGCGAAGAACAAGGCGAAUAACAAGGCGAAGACCAAGGCGAAGAAUGGCGGAACUGAUGGCGGUGCACGUGCAAGCCAGGGUCAAGCCCUUGCUACUCAAAGCACCCUCCGAGAAGUUGACAACGAUUACGAAAGCAGUGUUGCAGGAGAUGACAAUGAUGAAGCAGGUCUGGAUGUUGAAGACAUGGAUGGUAUUUCAUUCGACAAUGUCGUCGAGAGACGCACGCGAGGAAGGACAGUAACAAGAUAUCCACGAUGA